AUUCGCCACAAAUGACGUGCACCCCUGCUCCAAUCAGCCACGCCACGGGGCGCGUCCCUGUCGCUGUGGUUGUUCCAGCACGCUCACCUCGUUAACAAACACCUACAACCACUUCACCAAACACGACCAUUACCACAUCAUGGCUUCCUCCAGUGCCUCCAACUCGAUGAACGCCUCGAAACGUCUCCUAAAAGAAAUCAAAGACUAUGCGAAAUCGCCGAAUCCGGUGUUGGCAUCGCUCGGCCCCAUCGACGACGAUGACCUCCUACACUGGAGCGCCGUGCUCCUCGGCGCGCCCGAGACCAUCUACGAGGGCUGUCGCUGGACAAUCGACAUCCAGAUCCCGGAGCAGUACCCGCACAAGCCGCCGUUAAUGGUGUUCAAAACUCCGUGCUGCCAUCCGAACAUCCACCUUAAGACGGGAGAGAUCUGCCUCGAUCUCCUGCGAGGCACCGCGUGGUCCCCCGCGUACACCAUCAGCACCACGCUCACGGCCAUAAGCCACCUGCUCACACAGCCGGAACCGAAUAGUCCGCUGAACGUGGAUGUCGCGGCGGUGCUUAGGGUAGGCGAUACCGUCGGUUACGAGAGUCUGGUCAGGGUUUGGGGCGUGCUGUUUGCGGGGAAGCCGCCGACUACGGGAUGGUAGUUACUACAACUACAACUACAGUGCGGCAUAGUUGGAGGGGAGGGGAGUUUUGUUUGUUUGUUUGUAAGUUUUUUUGGCUUGGUUUGGUUUGGUUUGGUCUGAUUUUGAUUUUGCGUGCGUUGUAAUGUCGAGUUUACUCCGAGUUAUAUAUGGGCUUUGCGGGGGUUUCGUUACUGGCGAUGUUUUUUUCUUGCAUACAGAAAGCUCAAUCGAUACUGGAUUUGAUGUUGCGAUUCAGCAUACAUGCAAGUGCAGUGCAUAUCACGCUACUAGGCAUAGCACAGGGAGGGUGAGAUCUUUCAAGCCUUCCAUAAAUCUAUCCUCUCUUGUCCGGCAUAUCAUCAAUCAGAUCGUUCCGGACGUCCUUAUGGC
Tricharina praecox is the source of this 1021-nucleotide messenger RNA. RefSeq names its product ubiquitin-conjugating enzyme/RWD-like protein. Bases 140 to 649 code for a protein of 169 amino acids. NCBI's taxonomy places the organism in Eukaryota, Fungi, Ascomycota, Pezizomycetes, Pezizales, Pyronemataceae. The transcript is spliced from 2 exons. The record is from RefSeq and is a predicted model, not a curated record.